Molecule: messenger RNA, 3306 nt
Organism: Cynoglossus semilaevis (tongue sole)
Lineage: Eukaryota; Metazoa; Chordata; Actinopteri; Pleuronectiformes; Cynoglossidae
Product: forkhead box protein L1-like
Exons: 2
Coding region: 175-1071 (298 amino acids)
Biological process (GO): anatomical structure morphogenesis; cell differentiation; regulation of transcription by RNA polymerase II
Molecular function (GO): RNA polymerase II cis-regulatory region sequence-specific DNA binding; DNA-binding transcription factor activity, RNA polymerase II-specific
Source: RefSeq, a predicted model, not a curated record
GCACGUGCACACAGACACACAGAGUGUAGUGUAAAGUUGGAUUGUUGUGGGUGGCCCUGCAGGAAGUGUGUGUGACGGACAUUUAGAGCCAACUCUGCAGAACUCUGAGCUCAGACUCACGGCGGCGGCACAGCUGCAGCCUCCCUGCUCCACCGCGCUCCAUCACCGGCCUUCAUGACUCUCUACACCCGCCUCCCGCCCAUCGGAGCCUCGGCUCAGACCCCGGGCCUCGGCUUCUCCGCGCACCCGCUUUUCUACUUGUACGCGCGCAGCACCGACGGCUCAGCGGGAGUCGUGCCCGCGCUGCAUGCGGGUCUCGUUCCGGGGCCGCAGGGCCUCCGGGAGCCCCCCCAGAAGCCGCCCUACAGCUACAUCGCCCUGAUUGCCAUGGCCAUUAGGAGCGCGCCUCAGCAGCGCGCCACCCUGAGUGGCAUCUACCAGUUCAUCAUGGACCGGUUCCCCUUCUACCAGGACAACAAGCAGGGCUGGCAGAACUCCAUCCGCCACAACCUGUCCCUCAACGACUGCUUCAUCAAGGUGCCCAGAGAGAAGGGCCGGCCCGGGAAGGGCAGCUACUGGACCCUGGACCAACGGUGUCUGGACAUGUUCGAGAACGGGAACUACCGGCGCAGGAAGAGGAAGAACCGGACCCAGCAGCAGCAGGAGGCUCAGAGGCGCAGCAGGGGCCCCGCGGGGACUCCCAGGGCCCCCCUCACCUCUGUGAGGAAACAGAGAGAGUCCUCGGAGAGCCAGAAAGCCAGAGACCAGCAGGACAGUCCGGCACACUGUCUUCACGGCGCGUCUCUGAUGUGCGCGCUCUGCAGCGACGCGCACAGGUUCAGGGCUGACCCGUGCGCAGGAACCGCACGCGCGGCUGCACCUCCCGCGGUGAAGGGAACCAAAUCCAGGAGCUUCAGCAUCGAGAGCAUUUUGGCCAAAAACGAGGAUGAGGAGGAAGCGCGCAGCCCCAGACACAGAGUCUGCGGGUUCCCGGCGGAGACGGCAGCCGUCGGUGCGUGGUGCUGCGUGCGCGGCCCCGACAGCUGGGAUUCCCGCUCCGCUCUCACCUGAACCUGGAGAAGUCCAGACGGAAGUGGAAGUGUAAAGAAAAGAACUUUAGUGACGAAGCCGACGUGUGACCAGACCACCAGCGGGCGCUGUCUCCAAAACACGGCCUAAAACUGAGGAUUUGUGACGCCCUGAUUCUGCGGUUGCUCAGUUUCUAUUAUUUCUCCCAAACAACAAAAAAACGACCAACAUUUUACACACGGAUGCAAAGAAUAGUCACAAAAAUAAAACCAACUUCAACAACAACGAUUUAAAUGUUCGGAGAACUGAUUCCGGUUCGUUUUAAAUAGUUCUCCAGUGUUUGGUCUUUGGCGCAGUGUGACUGACUGUUUCAGUCCAAUACAGACCGGCUCCCAACAUUAGUCCAACUCCAGGACCAGGUUCUCCAGUAUUCACCGGACCAGAAAAAGCAAAGAACGAACCCUGGACUGAAUUCUUCUGAAACGUGGAUUCCUUUCGGUAUUUCUCUGAUAAAUCUUCUGCGAUUCCGGGGGAAAUAAAACUCGCAAAAACGCGCAGCGCAUUUUCUCACGGACGUGAAGAAGACCCGUGGAGCAGCAGGAAGCUGAGCUUCGUCAACACGCAUGCGUAAAAGUCGGGACUGAGUCGAUGUUUGGAGGUUGAUUUAACUGAACAUUUCAUCACAUUAUAUUUCACUGUAUCGAUGUGUAAACGGGGAUAUCUCCACGUCCUGAACACUGUUUACACUCACAGCAACGAGCCGAGUGUGAUUUAGUUCAUGGAUGAAAAGAUUGUUGAAGUUUCACUUCUUGUGUGUGAGGUAAAAUAUUCAGACGUCUGAUGACGAAACAACUGCAAAGAAACUCAGAUUAGAGAGAUUAAAACAAUCCGUUCAAUGAUUUUCACAAGUGGAAAAGUGUGUUUUGGGAAUCGUUUCUUCUCCAUCAUCAGAGUUCAUAGAAGGAACAGUGAUUUUAGCUUCAAGGAAGACAAACAUCUGCUGAGUCUGAGUCUGUCUGAGCUAAAAUCACUGAUUUUCUCCCUGGACUUUGAUCCUGGUUCCUUUUCUUGUUAAAGGGAAAGUACAUAUUUUUUUCAAACAUUCUGACAUUCCAUAAAGUACCAAUGACUGGCAGUAAUGACUCAGUGUUUGGAAGUUAAUGAGUUUACAUGUACAUAAUACAUUUAUAUGACCCCCCCCCCCCCCCCCCGUGUGUGUAGUCAUGACAAAGUAUUGGUAAACAGUUUGAAGUACGAUGCGAUGUUUAUAAUAAUCCAAAAAUCACAAACCCGUGUUUCCACAUCGUGUUCUUUUCUGGACGUGUCCGUGUUGGACAGACUGAUUUACCGACUGUUUUGGUCCAAACUCUGUGAUUAUUUCUGCAGUUCACACACACACAAACACAGCGCAGCAGUGUUUAACACACACACGCAAAUAUUUAUUUUAUCUUUAACGUGAGCGAGACGGCUGUAACACAAGGAACUCUGGGAUAUUCAGGACAGAAAGGCUUCAGUGGAGCAGAUGAUGGCGCUCUACUUUUUACCAACUGUAAAUAAACACACACACACACAUGUCGCAGAAGUGUGUGUGUGUGUAGGAUUACCACCCUCAGACUGGGACCACCCUGAAAUUAACACUUAAUCCCAGAGGAAGUGGAGUUCUUCCACACACACACACACACAGAGCCACAGACUGACACGUUUGCAAACACACACACACUCAUAAUUUGAGCACUUAGGCUAAAACAAACAAACUCAGAUUUAUACUGAGCAGCUGUGUUUCUGUCAGUGACCACGUCAUACAUGUGAACGUGUAUCUGUGUGUGCGUGGGUGAACAUAACACACCAACAUCUACCCACCAAACCCCAUGGAGAAAAUCAGUUUUUAGUUCACAGAGACUUUAAAGCUGCUGGUCCUCUGCUGCCUCCUGUGGUCAACCCAGGUACUGAGGUGAAUCUACCUUCAGGAUUUGAACCAGCGGAUGGAAACAGUGGUGGAGGCGGGCGGUGAAGCAGCAGCGUCCGUGUCUCUGUGACCUUAAAUCACUGGUUUUCUCUAUGAGGUUUGGUGCAGCGGAGGUGGAACCAGGUGGAACCAGAGCCGUAGAUGAAAGAAGUCGUUUUUAUUGUUGAUCAGUGACACAGUCAGAAAUCAGACGUCAUAAACUGGACUGAGCACCGAUGUGUGUGUGUGUGUGUGUGUGUGAGAAGAGUUCCCAGCUGCCCCUGCUCGCCGCUGGUUUCAGCUCUGUGCAUAAAUAAACAGUUGUCACGCUC